This is a messenger RNA of Hyalella azteca, 5756 nucleotides long. RefSeq names its product ATP-dependent RNA helicase TDRD9 (gene spn-E). Gene Ontology annotation, cellular component: intracellular anatomical structure. Gene Ontology annotation, molecular function: RNA binding; ATP binding. The transcript is spliced from 34 exons. The coding region runs from base 41 to 5035 and encodes 1664 amino acids. The record is from RefSeq and is a predicted model, not a curated record. NCBI's taxonomy places the organism in Eukaryota, Metazoa, Arthropoda, Malacostraca, Amphipoda, Hyalellidae.
ACAGAUUUGUAUACAUCCUGAAAAUUCAAAAGUACUUAAGAUGAGCAGGUUCACUGCCAAUGACUACCUCAACUGGUUUGCUACCAAAUCACUCAGUUUUGAGCCACCUAAGAUGACCAAGGUGAAAAUUCCGAAGCAGAGAAAUAAACUUGAAGAAACCGUUCCCUUGCCUCUGUACAAGUGCAGGGAGCUUGGCCAGCACUAUGUGGACAGAUAUCACCAGCAGCAUGUUCGUGAGACCCUCGAAUCGGAAGAAAGUUUGCCGAACACUCCUGACAUCACAUCGGGCGGUGAGCAGAGCUUGUGCAUGACUGGGGACGUUUCUUCUCUAGCAGAAGAUGAGUCAUCUCUGACCCACUCUCUGAGACGGGUGAACCUCAAUCAGAGUGUCUCCAGCAGCUGUGCUGCCGGUGCAAGUGCUUUUCCUCAACCCGAAAUUUCAUUGCUCGAUGAUGAAAGUGACACCGAAACUCUAGCUGGUGAUGAAGAUGUAUGUGAUGAAUUAGACCCCAGUGCUGAGACACCUUCAACCACGAAUAAAAUGCCUAAGAAGAAUACACCAGUCACUGUCGACUAUAGUUUGAGUGCCCUGGAGGAGGAUACCAUGCAGGGAUCUGUUGCUGGAGCUCUGUCUCUCGACACGGCGGUCAUGGCACAGGAGCAACUCAAGGUUUUCCAGCAAUACAAUUUUGCUCACCGAGAUGCCAAGACUGAACAACUUCCUGUCUUCAAAUACAAAGAUGAGAUUCUGAACAAGAUCAGAGGCUACAGAGUUGUGGUCAUAGAAGGACGCACUGGCUGUGGAAAAUCUACUCAGGUCGCCCAGUACAUCCUGGAUGAAGGCCGCGAUGAAGGCUAUAAUGUGAACAUCUGCGUGACGCAACCUCGCAAGAUCGCCGCCGUCACGCUCGCCAGGCGCGUCUGUGAGGAACGCAAGUGGAAGCUUGGCUCUCUCGUCGGAUACCAGGUGGGGUUGGACAACUGCACGACGGAGGACACGCGUCUCAGCUACGUCACGACCGAGGUGCUCGUGCAGAAACUGAUCGUCCAGAAGAGCCUGGACCAGUUCACGCACAUCAUCCUUGAUGAGGUUCACGAGCGUGACCAGCACACGGACUUUGCUCUCCUCAUCGUCAAAAAGCUGCUCAAUACCGUCUCCAGAAAUGUUAAAGUAAUCCUGAUGUCAGCUACCAUCGAAGCUGACAAAUUCGCCAAGUAUUUCUCGACGCCCGUCAUGGGACGUCUCUUGCCGGCUCCCAUCGUCUCCAUCAACGACAUGUCGCAGUUCAACACUGAAAUAUACUACCUCGACCAUCUGGCUCCUAUCUUCAGGGAGAAGAUGGGCAGUUUGAUGCAAGAGUCGGAGCCGUGGGUGUCGGAGGAGCUCAGUGUUCUGGUCGUUGAGAUCGUGCAGCGCUUCGAUAGAAUCGAUACCCUGCCAAGCCAAGGCAGCUCCGACGAAUUGUCCACCAGAGGGGCGGUGCUGGUGUUCGUGCCUGGCUUGAUGGAAAUCGAGUUGAUCAUCACUAAAAUGCGAGCCUGCGCGGCCGACAACAAGUGGAUGCUGUUCCCGCUGCACUCGAGCAUCACGUUGAAUGAGCAGGAGGAGGCGUUUGCUCAGUGCCCCCUCGGCUAUCGCAAAGUCAUCAUAGCCACCAACAUUGCCGAGAGCUCAAUUACUGUAUCUGAUGUUCGUUAUGUGAUAGACCUGUGCAUGACCAAGACGCUGCACUGCGACCCUAUCACCAACUACACGUGCCUCAAGCUCGACUGGGCCAGCAAGGCUUCGUGUGACCAGCGAGCUGGCAGAACUGGACGAACUGGCAACGGUCGUGUGUACAGGAUGAUCACUCACUUCAAGUACAAGAACUUGCCGAACUACACGACACCUGAGCUCCUGCGCUGUCCGCUCUCCGUGGCGGUGCUGAAGACGAAACGCCUGUGCAUGGGCGAGCCUGCCGCCCUCCUCGCCCUCGCGCUCGACCCGCCCAACAUCGCUGACAUCGCGCGCACCAUCCUCGACCUCAAGCAGCUGGGCUGUCUGUGUGUGUCGCCCGAGGCGUCGAUGUCUGCCCUGGACGGCGAGCUCACGUACUUGGGGGAGCUGGCCGCCCAGCUGCCCCUGGACCCACGCCUCAGCAAGCUCAUCGUGCUGGGCCAAGCUCUGGGCUGCCUCAGGGAGGCCAUCAUCAUAGGUGAGGCUGAGCUCGUUGUGCUGGGCCAAGCUCUGGGCUGCCUCAGGGAUAGUAGCUGGAGUCCAAUCCGUAGAGAUGAGGGCUUCAGCUACCGUCGGUCGAAUAUUUCGGGUCACUGCACGAUGAAGAUGCUGGUGUGGCGAAACUUGCACGGCCGCGAAGCGUUCCGUGAGUUCGGUGGCAAGGCUCAGCGCGACCACAGCAGCUUCCGUCCUCAUCUGUCGGGUGCAAGCAGGCGGCCCAUCAACGAUUCUGGCGUAACUUCCAGUGAGGUGCAGUGGGCCAAGAAGAGCUACGUUCAGCUGCAGCAGCUGCGUGAGGUGCAAAAGCUGGUCGAGGAGCUAACGGACAGACUCAAGUACCUCCGCGUGGUCCCUCUUAACUUGCAGAAUCCUGUCACGGACCAUCAGCAGACCGUUCUUAAGUUAUGCAUCGCGGGAGCCUUUUUUCCGCACUACUUCCGUCGUUGUCGUUCGGAUGACUACGAGCGCGAGACAAACAUCGAGCUCAACGGGCACGACCCGUACAACACGGUGAUCGUGAGGCGCCUGCCCGUGCAGAGCGCCGUGCUGUACGAACCUCAGAUCAGGGAGCUCUUCAAGGAGUGCUCCACCGACGUCGCUAUCGAGAUAGAAAACUCCAAGGCGUACGUGAUGUUCCGGCGCGCACGGUCUGCAGAAGGCAGCGAGGAGGCGCAGCAGAGUAUUCCUGGGGAGUUCCCCACCGCGAUGUACAUCGCUCUCAAGAUGGUACAAGUACCGCGCUUCAAGGACGCACUUCAAAUUAAUCUAUUCAGCGCCGUCGACACUGAGAGGCUCUUGGCUGUUCUGGAGGAGGAGCGCAGCGCCGCCGUGUGCACCGCGGCAAUGGACGCCUCCAGCUCCAUCGACGGUAACAUGUCGAACUCGACACUAAGUCUCGCCCUCAGCGGCAUCUCCAGCGACAUGAACUCCUCCCGUCAGUCCUCCUACUCCUACUCCAGAGUUUUGCGUUACGGAGGGCGUCAAAUGCUGUCAGCGAGGACUUCUGGGUUUCGACCUGCCGAGCUACCGCCGUCUGACCAGCUCUCCUGGAGGAUCACAAUUGUCUACGUUGAAACGGCAGGCCGCGUUUGGGCUCGCAGCGACAAGUGUGCAGCAGAGCACUUGCAGUUCGUCUCCAGCACCAUCAACUUGGCCCUGCAAUCUGUCGACGAUCAAGACGUGCCUGGAGCUGAGCUCACUGGGGAUCGACUGGCAGUAAACGAGCCUGUGCUUGCGCCUCGCACCAAUGCUGAAGGUGCCACGCAGUACGCCCGAGCUCAGAUUGAAGAACGACCGAGAGGCUUCAAUAGCGCGCACGCCAGAAACCGUGAAGAGAAGUUGAUCAAGGUGUUCUUUGUGGACUACGGCAACACCGCCCUUGUGCCGGUGUCAUCACUGAAGCAGUUGCCAGAAGCGUUACUGAGCGUGCCACGGAUGGCGGUCGAGUGCUGCCUGUGCUUCCUCCGGCCCGUGAGCACGAGCUGCGGCGGCGCGGCGUGGAGCAAAGAGGCCAACGACUUCGCCAAACGCCGCCUCACCAACAAGAAGUUCUUGGCUAAGGUGUACAGCUGCGUGCACGGUAUGGCGCGCAUCGAGCUGUUCGACAAGCAGCCUGGCAACGAUCGCCUUCAGAACUUCAACGACUUGCUUCUUGUCAAAGGCUUUGCUGUGCGAGCCCUGGAGCCGCUCGAAUCUCAGGAGGACCACCGUAUGCGACUGCAAUACAUGUACUCGUCUGAUCGCACGUGCACGCCUCCUGGCCGUGUGCUCGGUGGGCCAGACUCCUCCUUCUGCUCCAGCUCCUUGUCGCUGUCGUCAGCCCUCAGCACCACAUCCCUCGGCUCCUCAGCCUUCAGUGCGCGCCCCACUACCCGCAAAAGUCGCCUGUUGGGCCCGUACUCGCCACUGCAGCUGCAGUUCCACGCGCUGCAGUUCAACACGCUGGGCAAGAAGGUGCGCAUCGAGCCUGAGAGCGUCAACAGCACCGCGCUAGACAUGGAGCCACAGAACCCCCAUGACAGGAUGUUGGUGAGCUCGUUCGUGUCGCUGAGCGGUAGUGAGGAACAUCUCGUGGCGCGCAACACGACACUCAUGCCAGCCGUGCCUGGCCUGCUCUCCAUCUGCUGCCUCACGUUCUGUCACGGCGCUGACAUGAGAGUGAGUGAAGACGGCUGUGAGUACACUGGUGCCAUCAUCGGACUGGGUGCUGACCCCGACACCGGUUACCCAGCCUACCCUGACGACGACAUCGAGCUCGCCUUCGAUAUUCCCUUCACCAACCACGACCUAGAGAAGAUCAACAAGGUGCGCUACCUCCUCAACUGCAUGCUCAGCGGACCGCCCGGCAGCGCUGGUGCUCUGGAUCCCGCCGCGUUGGCGGAGCGUCAGAAGCUUCUUCGCACUUCCCUCCUGCAAUUGUUGGAUGAGCAGAAGCCUUACAAACGACCCGAAACCAGCGCCAGUGCCUAUAAGUGGAAUGUUAUUCCUGCAAGCUCGCUGCUGGAGCCCAUCACGGAGCCUGAUGAGAUGGUGCAGGGCACGCCUGUGUUCCCCCUGCACCGUGGCGUGGCCCUCGCCACGCACUCGACGCUAUCGCGGCUCAAGCGCACCGACGCCCUCGUCAGAGCGUAUAAUGAUGUAAUGCGCAGCGCAUCGUCAGGCCGUCACGACAACAUGUCGAUGUGGGAGCGCUGCUACGCGUGUGACGCGAGUCUGGUGACGCUGCGUGACGUGGGCGAGCACCUCGACAGCAUCGCACAUCAGGACCGCGUGGCGGCCCUAAAGCGAGUGCAUACCGGUGUACGAGACGCAUUCUAGCCUGGAUGCUGCUAUGACUACUGAUGAUUACGUCAAUGACCGGGAUAUUUCUUUUCGUUCCUCGUUACUAUUUAGCUUUAGGUGUCAGACUGCUGGAAUUACCUAGUCUCCUUCAUUUUUUUUGACUUCUUUAUUCAAGAAGCGGAAGAUUUUUUUCCUAUACCAAAGGGUUUGCCCCGUUGCAGUGACCCGUUAACACUCAACUUGUUUAGUUUGUCGGACCAUAGCUCGAUGGUCAUGCGUUAUUCAGAAUCGUCAAUGGCGGUGCUCUAUUUUCAAUCAAUCACGACACGAGUUUAACUCGUUACACACCAUUGGGUGCAGCUAUGCCUGAUAUUUGUUCCUCUCGUCACUGAAGCUGUCACAUGGUUUGUCUUUUAAUUCAUAGGAAAUGGUGUCCCUACGUCCUAAGAAAGUGAUGCUCUGUAGCGUUGUGCUACUUUCAAACACGAUUGUAAAGAAGUCCGCUAGUUGCUAUUCAUGAUUCACAGCUCAAUAUCCCCCAUGAAAAUGGACAAAAGGUCAUAGAUUUCAUACACGUUCCCCUUCUCAUAGUCGUUGCCGAGUGGGCUCAUGACGUUGUCAUGAAACUCGUUACUUUAUUUUUUUAUGUUGAGUAUUACAUAAAUUGUAGAUCGUUUCUAUUACGUUAAAUAAGUUGUGGCUGAGUACAUUAAGCAUAUUAUUUACUUUGUGCCUCAAGUAUACACUUGAACAACUU